Schistosoma rodhaini is the source of this 754-nucleotide messenger RNA. The record is from the annotation of a GenBank genome assembly. Lineage: Eukaryota; Metazoa; Platyhelminthes; Trematoda; Strigeidida; Schistosomatidae.
GCGUCAUUUGCCUUAUUCACAGGGUGCUUUGUGCAUACCUUUUUGUCGUAAAAUUCCAGUACAUCCAUUAAACCAUGCAUGGAAAUCAUACACUAGCUAUUUACGUUAGCUUCUAGGUUGCGCCCAUGAAAACGACCUAUCAUUAUUUUAUGGUUCAUUUUUCUAUCAGAUAUUUGUAUCCUAAUAUUUUUCCCCCGAAUAAAAUAUCUGACUACUUUUCUGUUUAUUUAUACAGAACUGUUUUGUUGUAUUGCUCCCUGUUACUGUUAUAAAAAUGGGUGACACGGUUGGUCCCGCAGCCUAUGUCCUUUUUGAUGAACUAUACACCAAAGAAAAUGUCUUUCGCUCCAUAAUUACCAAUAACAAAACUCUAAAUAUCCGUCUUCUAGGCAGUGCUAUCCCAUGCGUUAUCGUCAAUGUAAAAUAUCUAACUGAAAACCAGAAGCAAUGUUUUUCAACUCAGACAGCUAAUGAACGCUUGAUACAAUUUAUUGGGGAGUUAAGUGUAUCAGACGAUAGGAAACGUUAUCACCUCACAGCGUUUUCAUUUACUUUUAUGGAUGGUGUGAGUCUGGAUUUAUAUAGAACUGUAACAAAGAUAACUCGAAGUUAUAUUGCCUACUUACCGUCUGUGUGAUUUAUUUUGAAGCUUUUUUGUUACGUUUCAUAACUGGUGUAUAUACUGCAAUUACUCCUGUUUUUCCUAUGUGGUAAUUCAAUGAGUUGUUGAAAAAAUGAAUAGAUUGUGAGUAAA